AUGAUGCUGAACUUCUACGUAGGUAUGCAUAAUAACCAGAACGGCCCGCAGAAUUCACAAAACAGAAUGGUUUCGGGCGGCCAGUUCGACCAGCGACUGAACUCGCAGAUGAUGGGCUCGCCUGUCAUGGAUACACAGCAACAGGCAACCCGCAACCAACGAGCAGCCAUGCAGCUGCAGUUCCAGAAUUCGGCGGGCGGAGCCGAUCCUUCGGGCGGCCAGAAGAACGGCAUGGACAAAAAGCAGCCGGCCCAGUUCAAGAUCAUCCCGAACAAUGCCUCUGGCCAGGCCUCUUUCCAGAACCUGACGCAGCCUCUGGGUCAGGGCGUAGGCAUUCUGCAGCAGCAGCUCCUGAUGCUUCAGAGGCAACUGAGCUCACUGGGCCAAGGCGUAGACACCCAGGAGUCCAGUUUCGGUGACAACCCUCAACCGAACCAGAUGCAACAACCUCUGCAGGCCACAACGCAGCCGCUGAUGCAAAGCCAGCAGAGAGUCCAGCAAAUGCAGCAGCAACAGCUUCAACAACAACAGCUGGCCCAGCAACAACAGCUUUAUCUUCGACAACAGCAGCAUCAACAACAACUCUACCAGCAGCAGCAGCAACUACAGCAAAUGCAGCAGCUCCAAAUGCAGCAGAACUUGACCCCUGGAGGCCAGCACAUGAUGCCUCCUUCUGACAAGUCGUCUCCUGGAAAGACUGGUUCUAUUCUGGGCCCUUCGGGGGCUGCUGCCAAGGCGGCUGCUGCUCCCAACGCCUCAUCCCAAGCCACCCAGAUUGAGGCUAACAUUCGAAUUUUCAAACGGAACUUAGGUAAUGCUGCGGUCUCCCGUAUUCUUGACUUAGUUGAUAUGAUCAAUAGUGAGCCUGUCGAUUCUUCUUCCACAUAUGAUUUCUGGCAACACAUUUGUCUGACAUACGCCAUUCCACAGGCCGCAUUUAGAAUCACUGUCCCAGUGGAGCCCACAAAGGUAGAUGAAGAGAAAUUCAAUGCUAAAAUGCAGCUGUUCACCCUUACUUCCAAUACCGCGCCGCGGUUUCUUCUCGCAAAUGCGAUUGCCCAAAACGUAGCCAAGAGGGAAGUUACCAUGCCUGGUCUACGUUUUCAUGUAUUGAACAGCGGGUCUGUAUUUAUGGCUUCUAGACUAUCGAUUAUACAUACCUAUAAGGAUGGGUCUUCGACCUAUCUCUCUGGUGUUUGUCGGUUUGUAUUGAGUCGCGAUUUUCGCAUCGAGCUGAUUGACUGUCAUAUUUUGACGUAUUCGAGCCAGAUCUCAAUGAUGCUGUUGGAGAAAAAGUGGCAGACAGGCUGCAAAACAGAAGCGAACCCCCGAGACCUCGUCAAACGCUUGUUUACUGAGAGUAUGGCUAAAUCCGCGGCUCUGGAUUGUGGGUUCGAUGAAAGCGCCAUGCGAAUCCUCAAAAUCAGCGACGUCAUGACGCAGCUACGUCCUCUCAUGGCCUUCACUCUGAACAAUAAACUCAAUUCUCCAAUAAAGGCCCUUGAUGCAUACAUGAACGUCAAUGGCCAGAACACCAACUCGACGCAAGCAAGUGGGGCUGGUGGGCCAGCAGGAACGCCGAUGACCCGGCCCAUGCCUAUGGAAAUCAAAAGCCAAUUCAAAAAAAGAAAGGCUUCUACUGCUGCUCCGAGUCCACUCAAUUCCGAGCCACGAUGA
Australozyma saopauloensis is the source of this 1677-nucleotide messenger RNA. RefSeq names its product Mfg1p (gene MFG1). The coding region runs from base 1 to 1677 and encodes 558 amino acids. The transcript has a single exon. The record is from RefSeq and is a predicted model, not a curated record. Gene Ontology annotation, molecular function: transcription factor binding; transcription coactivator activity. Gene Ontology annotation, cellular component: mediator complex. Gene Ontology annotation, biological process: positive regulation of transcription by RNA polymerase II. Lineage: Eukaryota; Fungi; Ascomycota; Pichiomycetes; Serinales; Metschnikowiaceae.